GAGGUAAGGAGGGCAGGAGGGAGGGGCUGCCCUCGGAGGUAAGGAGGGCAGGAGGGAGGGGCUGCCCUCGGAGGUAAGGCGGGCAGGAAGGAGGGGCUGCCCUCGGAGGUAAGGAGGGCAGGAGGGAGGGGCUGCCCCCGGAGGUAAGGAGGGCAGGAGGGAGGGGCUGCCCUCGGAGGUAAGGCGGGCAGGAAGGAGGGGAUGCUCCUGCGGAGCUUUCAAACUCGGGGACCCCGGGGCUUCUUUCCCGCGCUCGGGGCGGCAGAGAUGGACACUAAAGCCAAUGGGCCGGGGCCGCCCAGAAGUUGCUGCAAUCCCCGAACUCGCGGCCAGUUUCCUGCCCCGUGACUGAGACGUGGGGGAGGGGCUUGUGUCUCCGCCCCCGCCCCGCCCCGGCCUUCUGCCCCGGCCCGCCUGCCACCUAGGAAGGCGUCCCGGCUGAGCUGGAGCCCCGGGGGAUCUGCUCUCCCUCCCUCCCCUCGGCCCUCGGACCCCGGACCUGGACAGCCACACGGUCCAGGUUUGGAAGCCUGGGGCAGAGCCCCGGCUGGGCUGUGUGGCUGCGGGCCCGGGGAGAAGGGAGGAAGGAGGGGCUCCCCCCUCCUUCAGUGCGUGCGGCAGAGGAGGGGGCCGGGGGGGGGGGCACCCUCCCUCACAUCGGGCCGCCGGGAGCCGAGGCCGGAUCUAGGGAGAGGGGCUGCCGGCCGGCCCUGGGCCCCCCUCGCCCUUGCCGCGGGCCCGAGAUGGAGGCCGACCCCACCGUGUUCAGCACCGGCUCCCUGCCCGAAGACCCGCGGCUCCUGGCCACGGUGACGAACGCGUACCUGGGCACACAAGUGUACCGCGACGUCCUGCACGUGAGCGGCGUGUAUAGCGGGGCCGGCGGGAACCCGCACCGGGCCGACCUGCCGAGCCCUCUCAACGUCCGCCUGGGGCCGCCGGCCUGCCGCGGGGCUCCCCCGCAGGAGACCUUCUCCCUGGACACUGAGACAGGCACUUUCCUCCAUAGCCUCCGAGGCCCAGACUUCUGGGCCUCCCACAGAAUCUAUGCCCACCGGGUGCUCCCCCACCUGCUGGUCUCCAGCGUGUCCGUGGGCAGAUCGGGCCCCGAGCCCGUCACCGUGACCCUCCAGGCCGAGUUCCAGCCCCAAAGCCCCGAUCUGGCCCUGCACCUGGGACCCGACUUCCGGGGCGCUCGGUACCUGUACGGCCGCAUGCUGGUCCCGGAGGAGUCGGGGGGGCCCUGGCCCGAGGUACACAUGCUCUGGAGCCCAGUGCCCCCAGCGCUGACACUGGCAGAGGGACGGGAGCGGACAUGGGACUUCCUCACAGUGGUGGGGGGCAGCCGGGAGGAGGCGGAGAGCCAGUUCCUGGAGGCCGCCUCCCUGCAGGCCGCAGGCACCCUAUACAGCAGCCACGCUGACGCCUGGCGGGCACUCUGGGCGACCUGGGCCCUGGACCUGGUGGGGCCCUUCCCCCUCCGCCAGGCUCUCCGCAGCUGCCUCUACUACACACUGAGCGCCCUCCCUCCCCCGGGGGCCCGGGAGCCCUUCCAUGGGCUCAGCCCCGGGGGGCUUUCCAACGGAAGCCGGGACGAGUGUUACUGGGGCCACGUCUUCUGGGACCAGGACCUCUGGAUGUUUCCCAGCAUCCUGCUGUUGGACCCAGAAGCUGCCAGGAGCAUCCUGGAGUAUCGAGUCCGGACGCUGGGCGGGGCCCUGCUCAACGCCCAGGAGCUGGGCUUCCAGGGUGCCAAGUUUGCCUGGGAAAGUGCCAGCUCUGGCAGGGAAGUCUGCCCCGAGGAGGUUUAUGGGGCCCAGGAGAUCCACAUCAAUGGGGCUGUGGGGCUGGCCUUUCAGCUCUACUACCAGACCACCCAGGAUCUGCAGCUCUUCCAGGAGGAGGGGGGCUGGGAGCUGGUCAGCGCCAUGGCCGAGUUCUGGUGUAGCCGGGUCACCUGGUGCUCCGAGGAGCAGAACUACCACCUUCGAGGAGUGAUGCCCCCGGACGAGUACCACUCUGGGGUCAAUAACUCUGUCUACACCAAUGUCGUGGCCCAGACCAGCCUGCACUUCGCAGCAGAUCUGGCCAGAGACCUGGGCCGGCCUGUCCCGGAGCGCUGGGCAACGAUCGCCCAGAAAAUCAAGGUGCCUUUCGAUCCCAAGAGAAAUUACCACCCUGAGUUCGACGGAUACGAGCCUGGAGAGACCGUAAAGCAGGCCGACGUGGUGCUCCUGGGCUACCCAGUGCCCUACGCGCUGAGUCCCGACGUUCGGAGGAAAAACCUGGAGAUCUACGAAGCGGCCACGUCCCCCGAGGGCCCUGCCAUGUCCUGGAGCAUGUUCGCUGUGGGAUGGCUGGAGAUGAAGGAGCCGCAGAAGGCCCAGGAGCAGCUCGGGAAGUGCUUCCACCAUAUCUCAGAGCCCUUUAAGGUGUGGACCGAGAACGCCGACGGCUCAGGUGCCGUGAACUUCCUGACAGGAAUGGGGGGCUUCCUCCAGGCAGUGCUCUUCGGGUACACCGGGUUCAGGAUCACCAGGGCUGGACUGGCCUUCGAUCCCACCUGCUCGGCAGAGGUCUCGUCCCUGCGGAUCCCUGGGAUCUCCUACCUGGGGAACAAGCUCUCCUUCUCCUUCUCAGCUGACACAGUGACAAUUGCAGUGAUGGCCACGGCGAGGGAAGGGGCCCCUCCCUUGGAGGUUGAGCUGAGACCCUCUGCAAAGCGGUUUCCUCUGCCUGUGGGACACAAGGUCUCCUUCCCCAUCUCUGCUGGGAGGAUCCAGAGACGGCCCUUGUAGGAAACCAGGAAGUAGGAUUCCUCCCACCAGGAAUCUCACGCAGAUGUUGGAGAUGCCAGCUCAACCCCACCCCCCACUGGGCCAGGGGCUGGGGGACUGUCCAUUGCUGGGGCUUGGCCCCCUUUCCACCCCAGGGCCUGCGGCCUCUGCCUCAGCGCCAUCCCCACCCUGGUAGGGAUCGGGUGCCUGCCUCCUCUAAGGGCCCGGCCUUUCCUUCCCAGAUCCAUCUGACACAGACUGCCUGAGGCAGCCUGCAGAGGCCCAACCCCCACCCCCCCCAAUUCCUGACCAUGGCAUUCAAGGCCUUGAUUCUCCUCCAGAGCGCUGGAGCCUAGGUCUCUGCUCCUGUGAGUUUCUGUGCCCUCCAUCCACGUUCCGCCUCCACCCCCCACCUUGGCAACCUGCUAGGAGGCUGUGUUCUCCAGGGCUCCCCUUCCUCCGCUCUUUCUUUCCCUCAGCCCCUGACCAGCCUCUUCUCCCCUUCUUUCAAUCCUUUUAUCAAUGACUUAUGUACUCGUGUGGCCCACACUGUCCAUCUGGUACCUGUUCACAGUAGGAGCCCAAUAAAUGCUGACAGAAUUGA
Antechinus flavipes (yellow-footed antechinus) is the source of this 3381-nucleotide messenger RNA. RefSeq names its product protein-glucosylgalactosylhydroxylysine glucosidase (gene PGGHG). Gene Ontology annotation, molecular function: catalytic activity. Gene Ontology annotation, biological process: carbohydrate metabolic process. The transcript is spliced from 14 exons. NCBI's taxonomy places the organism in Eukaryota, Metazoa, Chordata, Mammalia, Dasyuromorphia, Dasyuridae. The record is from RefSeq and is a predicted model, not a curated record. The coding region runs from base 744 to 2798 and encodes 684 amino acids.